Molecule: messenger RNA, 1272 nt
Organism: Strongylus vulgaris
Lineage: Eukaryota; Metazoa; Nematoda; Chromadorea; Rhabditida; Strongylidae
Source: the annotation of a GenBank genome assembly
UUGAUUUUUAGUCGUGGGCCUGAUUUUAUAUGUAAGCCACGUUUUCGGAAUACGCUUCCAGAUGUUCCUUUUCCCGGAAAAUUCCUUCCUUGUCCUUUCGUCGAAUUAGAGCGAUUUAUUGAUUACAAGCCCACGUCUUUGGAAAUGGAGUACAAAUAUGAGGUGCAAUGCGAAAUGGACAUUGGAUUGAAUCUAGAUUUGAUUGAUCCGAACACAUAUAAGGUGGACUCCCAUGCGGAAAUCCAGCUCAAUGAGAAGGAUGCUAUACUGCUCGAAGACGAGGAUUCAAAUGCCAAGCAAAUAAAAAGAUCAGCUCAACAUUCGAAAGUUGUACCGUGGAUGCGGAAAACACAGUACAUAUCUUCAGAAUUUAACCGAUUUGGUGUGGCUGCCGAUAGGCAAGAGAUCAAGGUUGGCUACCACCUUACCAAAAACAAGGAAAAUCUGAAUCUUUUCCGUGAUCGUCAAAGUCAGAUUGAUUCGAUAAAGAAAUCAUUCGAAGAUUGUAAAGUACCAAUUCGUAAACAUUUUUCGAAGAAAGGAGUCACAGCUAUCGAAGAAGUACCUAUACUACCUGAUUUUGAGCUUUGGAAGUAUCCAUUCGCGUUAGUUCAGUUCGACGCAGAUCCGGCUCCAGCAGGUUAUCCUCCUGAUCUUUGCGAAAGCAUGGUCACACAAAGUCACAUCAAGGGUAUGCAAGAUGAUGAUGGGGAACAGUUUGUUGCGUACUUCGUGCCCACAGUUGAAACUCUACAAAAGAAAUUAACCGAUAGGGAAGAAGGCAAAAAUUAUACUGAGGGUGGAGUGUAUGAGCAUGUGCUGAAUCGAGAGUAUACUUGGACGGUGAAAAACAAAAACACCAAAGGUUUUGAGAGAGACAACUACUUUAUUUAUUAUAAGGAUGGUGGUUUUCACUACAAUGAACUUGAAACCAAGGUGCGACUAGCUCGACGACGACGUGCUGGUCACGAGAAACCGAAUACGCAAUUACAUGUUACGUACACAGAACCAACAGAAGCUGAGAUACAAACAAUGACAAAUAGAAUGAACUCUUUGUUGAAAAGCUACGAUUCAGAUGAUGAAGAAGAUAAAAAAUCAGAAAAGUCGGAAAGUAAUGAAGGUUCUCCCAACGAAGGAAAAGUAGACGAAUCAAAUAGCGAAAAGGAAGGAAGCACCGACAACGAAAAAGAUGGUGCUAGUGACGAUGAUGAUAGCGAUGAUGAAAAGAAGAAAAGUGAAAGCGAAAAGGGUAGCACAGACGAAAGCGAUUGA